Messenger RNA from Daldinia caldariorum, 1195 nucleotides. RefSeq lists its product as uncharacterized. The record is from RefSeq and is a predicted model, not a curated record. Lineage: Eukaryota; Fungi; Ascomycota; Sordariomycetes; Xylariales; Hypoxylaceae. The transcript has 5 exons. Bases 311 to 973 code for a protein of 220 amino acids.
UGGUGAAGAAGCCCUUGGACAACCUUACGUUUGAACUCCCACACUCGCCUUUCCUACUGGCCCAGCUCGGACUCAGCUCAUUUCAUAUUCCUCUCCACCAGUUUCUAUUUUAUCUGCUUUCUUGAUCGGAACGCCGCAACACCCCUGCUCCGUCCACGGGUAGUUCGACCCUUAGUGCGGGACUGAGCCUUCGACCUGCGUCGUGAAGGCCCUAGAGAGAGAUAGACCGGUACUUUACCAGAUGACGUUCACGGCCCAAUGGUUCGUUCCAAAGUUGACUCCAAACCCUACUUUUUGACCGAUCCCGCGGAUGCAUCGAUCGUUGCCGCAGAACCGCGCGUGUCGGCGGCUGCAUCCAGAGUUCCAACUGCAUAAACUUCAUAUUCCAUUUUCUACUUUCCCCUACAAGCCCUUCGAUUGUAUAGAUACCUUUUCUGUUGGCCAUAGUCGAAGAAGAUAUUCUAUCCCCAACAACAGGGGAUUCUGUCGAACUUCUGCGGCGGCGAAGACUUCGACGCAGUCUGCCAACCUGAAGCUACCAGGAGCGCUUAAUCCGCUUACAGCUCAGAUUAGCCGGCUUCUUGUGACAAACAAGGGAUCUGACAUAUAUCCAUUUUACUCAUCCGAAGGUGCUAUACUAGAUAUCCGCUUCAUAACGCCACGGUCAUUCCAUUGGGAAAGCAUCUGCUACAAGUCCAACGUAUUGACAAUCACUACCAUUCCAUACUAUCAAAUCGUUUCAUCAUGUGCAAGAUUUACAUCGUCAAGUACACGUGCGGCUGCACCGAGAGGCGCGAGACACCUUGCGCCGAGUCGCCAAAUACACUUGGGGCAUGCAGCAAGGGAGUCAAAGAAGAACCCGACUAUAACCCCGGACCAUGCGAUAAACAUACUUAACGAAAGGCAUGAUGAUUAUGGUUGUCUCAGAAACACAAAAGUAUAUGAAUGGUUAGGGGGCGUGAAUGGUACCUAGGAUGGAAGAGCGAUUUGCGAGCGAUCGCAUAGAUACCUGAAUUGUCCUAUUUUGUUUCCCGAUGUUGUUCAAGAUCUGGCCUGGUGUCAGCGUUUGACAGUGCCACAGUCCCUCGAAGUUGUGGCAUAGUGGGAUUUUCUUUUGUCAACUCCUCUCGUUUUCCUGUUUAGAGAUUCUUUGCUUCGAAAUCUACGAUGUUAUGGUGCGGGUUAUUAGGGGCCA